Molecule: messenger RNA, 7640 nt
Organism: Myxocyprinus asiaticus (Chinese sucker)
Lineage: Eukaryota; Metazoa; Chordata; Actinopteri; Cypriniformes; Catostomidae
Product: protocadherin-1-like
Exons: 5
Coding region: 668-4240 (1190 amino acids)
Biological process (GO): homophilic cell-cell adhesion
Cellular component (GO): plasma membrane
Molecular function (GO): calcium ion binding
Source: RefSeq, a predicted model, not a curated record
UGCAUGCAAGAUUAACCCCGUGCGGAGAGGAUCCCAGUGCCAAACCGGCGUUGAUAGUCUACUUCUAAGGGAAACGAAGGAGGGGAAAGCUAAAUGUACACGUUCUGACAUGUACUAUUGCAAUUUGAGAUACAUUUUGGGAAAUGGUGCUGUAAUUCCGCGAAAACUGAGUAACGAGGACCACUAUCAAAUCCUGUGAGAACCUGCUCUCCUAAAACAACAACAACAACAAAAAAAAAAAAAAAACAUCAUCUGAGUGUUUGAGGAUUUAUGGACUGAAAACGGGGGAAGUAGCUCGUUUUAGAACUGUUUCUAUGUUGAGAAACAACCAGUGACAUUUCAAUACCUAUCGGCAGCGGUAAUUUCUCAUUUAUCAUCAGUUAAAUGAGUGCCGACGUUAUCAGACUGACGCGGAGUCGUGGGAAUGGCGUGGAGAAAUAGCGCGGCCACUUAUGGAUUGUUUUCCAACCGAAGGAUUUUAUGUUUUCUUGAUGUCUGGAUUCCUUAAACAAGGGGUGUAGGGGUCUGUGUUACGUCGAAGGAAACAUCAGCUGUAGUUGAUUCUCAGACAAGAAGCAUCGGUCUCGGUUGAGACGCAGGGAUCUGGCGAGCAAAAAAUAAAACAAAGUGAUCGACGAAGACUGAGGUGUUACCUCUCCGUGGGCUCAUGGAUCUCCCUGUGGCAUUUUUUCUGCUGUGGGGACUGCUACUGGACUUGUUGAGUGGUGCAGUAGGUGGCAUUCUCUACCGUGUGCAUGAGGAACAGCCUCCCAGCACGCUCAUUGGCAGCCUGGCGGCAGACCAGGGCCUACCAGACACUGGACACCUGUACAAACUUGAGGUGGGCGCUCCCUACUUGCGGGUGGAUGGAAAGACUGGGGAUAUCUUUACCACUGAGAUCCCCAUAGACAGAGAGACUUUGAAGGACUGUCGCAACAAAGGCAAGCCCUGCUUUCUGGAGUUUGAGGUGUCUGUCACAGACCUUAUUCAGAAUCAGAGUCCACGGCUGAUAGAGGGAAGGAUUGAGGUGCAGGAUAUCAAUGAUAACACACCACAGUUUCCCUCACCUGUCCUCACCCUCUCGGUUCCAGAGAACACCCACAUGGGGGCACUCUUCUCAAUUCCACUGGCCACUGACAAAGACACAGAGAGGAAUGGAGUAGCUGACUACACCUUAACAGCAGGACCAGAGGCUGUAGCACUCUUUGGUCUGCAGGUUGCAGAAGACCGUGGUGAAAAAUUGCCUCAACUGAUUGUUUUGGGAAGCCUUGAUCGAGAGCUGAAAGACUCCUAUGACCUCACCAUCAAAGCUGUGGAUGGAGGCAAUCCACCUCGCUACAGCAGUGCCUUGCUAAGGGUCGUGGUCGCUGAUGCCAAUGACAAUGCACCCAAAUUUGAAAAAUCAUCCUACGAUGCAGAAGUUGCAGAGAACAGCCCAAUUGGACACUCUGUUUUGCAGGUGAAGGCUAAUGAUUCAGACUUGGGCCCUAAUGGUGAGAUUGAAUACACAUUACAUCAGGAAAUUGAUCCUGUUCCAAAACUACUCCGGAUAGACCGUUCCACAGGUAUCAUAUAUGUCAAAGGCCUGAUAGAUCGUGAGGAGAUCAACAAUCUCAAGUUUUAUGUUGUUGCACGUGACAAAGGCCCCUCACCCAAAAGUUCAAAAACAUAUGUUUCUAUUGAUGUGAUGGACCAUAAUGACAAUGCACCAACAGUCGAGAUUCGUGGCAUUGGACUUGUGACCCAUAAUGAUGGGGUAGCAAACAUAUCAGAGGACAUGCCAGUUGGCACUGCAGUGGCACUGGUGCAGGUUUCAGAUAAGGAUGAAGGGGAGAAUGCCGUGGUGACCUGUGUGGUUGCAGGUGAUGUUCCUUUUCAGCUUCGGCCAGCCAGCGAUUCCUCAGUGGAUAACAAGAGGAAGUACUUCCUGCAGACAACAACACCUCUGGACUAUGAAAGAGUUAGGGACUACCGAGUGGAGAUAGUGGCAGUGGAUUCAGGCAACCCGGCUCUUUCCAGCACUAACUCUCUGAAAGUCCAAGUGACUGACACAAAUGACAAUUCCCCCAUUUUCUCACCAACCCUAUUUGAAGUGGAGUUUGCUGAAGAGAACCAGCCAGGGGAAAAAGUAGUAGAUGUAAUAGCCUCAGAUGCAGACAGUGGCACAAAUGCAGAGCUGGUCUACAGCAUUCUUGCCGACUCUUCAACAAGGGGGCUAUUUGAGAUUGACCCCAGCUCAGGUGAAGUACGUGCUCGGAGCCCUCUAGAUCGUGAGCACAAGGAGCGAUAUGAGUUCCGUGUUACUGCAGCUGAUAAAGGGGUUCCUAGUCACAGGGGAACUGCCACAGUUGUAAUCAAGGUGCUUGAUCGGAAUGACAAUGAUCCCAAGUUCAUGCUGAGUGGCUACAGUUUCUCAGUCUUGGAGAACAUGCCUCCCCUUAGCCCUGUUGGCAUGGUAACUGUCCAGGACAUGGAUGAAGGUGAAAAUGCUCAAGUGCAACUUUCUGUGGAACCAGAUGUAGGGAAAUUUGUGAUCCAGAAUGGCACAGGCACUAUCCUAUCCAGUAUCUCAUUUGACCGCGAGAAGGAAAGCAGUUACACAUUCCGGUUGAAAGCUGUGGAUGGAGGGGACCCACCCAGGUCUUCCUACGUUGGCGUGACCAUUAAUGUCCUUGAUGAGAAUGAUAAUGCACCUGUUGUCACCAAACCAUCUAACUCAUCCUUCAGACGACUAUCUCCAAUGGCUGCUCCAGACAGUGUUGUGGAAGUAGUUGAAGCAGAGGACAUUGAUUCCGGGUCCAAUGCUGAGUUGGUAUAUAGCAUAGCAGGUGGAAACCCACAUGAUCUUUUUUACAUCUCUCCAUCUGAUGGAGAGAUCACGCUAACGAAGGAACUAACUCGCAAACAUAGUGGUUUGCAUCGACUGGUAAUAAAAGUAAGUGACAGGGGGAAACCAUCCCGUCAUGCCAUUGCCUUGGUACACAUUUACGUAAAUGAGACCAUUGCUAAUAUAAGUCACAUUGAGGCACUUGUGGGACACAGUUUGUACACCCCACUGGACAUGGACAUUGCAGGAGACCCUGAUUUUGGUUUGGCUGCCCAAAGAAGCAACAUUGUGUAUGGCAGUUUGGCUGGAGUGGCAGGGGUUGUCACUGUGAUUGUUGUGGUGGUCUUCAUCAGACAUCGCCUUCAGAGAGAAGCUAAGAGUGGUUACCAAGCUGGCAAGAAGGAGACCAAAGAUCUGUAUGCCCCCAAGCAAGGGCCAAAAAGUGGCAAGGGGAGAAAGGGUAAAAAAGGUAAGCCACCAAAGUCACCCAAACCUCUUGGAGAGGAAGAAGACGUCAGUCUUCAAAAGAGUCUCAAAUUUAACCUUGAUGGGGUUAAUGACAGCCCCAGGAUCCAUUUGCCUCUGACAUAUCCACCUGGAAGUCCUGACCUAGGCAGGCACUACCGUUCCAAUUCCCCAUUGCCCUCCAUCCAGCUCCAGGCCCAGUCACCAUCUGCCUCCCAAAAGCAUCAGGCUGUCCAGGAGCUACCUGCUGCCAACACCUUUGUGGGAACAGGAGGUGAUGACAACUCCACUGGCUCAGACCAGUACUCGGAUUACAGCUACAAGACCAAUCAACCAAAAUACAGCACAAAAACGCUCCCACAUCGCAGAGUGACGUUCUCCACAGCAAAUCCCAUGCAAGAUCAGCAGGACUCUUCCCAGCAGAGUUACUAUGACAGUGGCUUGGAGGAGUCAGAGACCCCGAGCAGCAAGAGCUCUUCAGGGCCACGUAUCGGCCCCCUCGCCCUGCCUGAGGACCACUAUGAGCGAACCACCCCUGACGGCAGCAUUGGCGAGAUGGAACACCCAGAAACCGAUAUUCGCUCAUUGCCUGAUGUUGCCAUGACGGGAAACUGCAGUCAGGAGUGUAGCGAACUGGGUCACUCAGAUGCCUGUUGGAUGCCAGGUCAGCCUUCACCCGUCCGCAAGACACGCAACCCCCCCAAAAUGUCUACGUUUGUGCCUUAUCAGGAGAGGGGGAGCCUGGGACGCCUGGCUAAUGGGAGUGUGAGGCUUGGAGGAGAGGAGAACAGGCCACGCCUCCCACCUUCUCGUAGUGCCUACUCCAGUAGUGACCACACCCCCAGUGACCACGCCCAACUGGAGGAGGUGCCUCUGAGUGUGACAUCAGAGUUCCCGCCCACCAGUCCCACCUCCAAACACUCCUCGAAAAGGGAGAUAUACCUGUGAGAUAAACACACCCACCAUCUUCGAUUGAUGCACAUCAGAAUUACAGAGACACAGUUUUGCAAUGAGAUGUUUGUAAAAGAACAUCGAACCUGCGACAGGAUGAAAUAUCAAUUUAAUAGUGGAAAAAUACACUAUUUGUCAUCAAAAAUGUGUUGAAGAGGAGAUUUAUUUAUUUUAUUUAUUUAUGAAUUCGUUCAUUAAUCCAUCUAUUUUCUUUUUUACAUACCAUCAAAAACAAUUGACAAAUACUUUGAUGUGACUAACCAAGUUUUAGCUUCACUAAUCUGCAGAAUGUUGAUGGGUUCUUUAAAUACAUUACUGAGUGCUGUAGUGCCAUGGGCAGGAGAUAAUGCUGUUAAGCGUCUUGAGCCACAUAUAGAGUGUCUAACACUCUUAACUUGAUCCUGUCCUCAGAGGGGUGCAGUCUUUAUACAUGUAAAACGCUGUAAAUACAUUUGUAUGAUGUAGAUAUGAAUAUUAAUAUCAGGCUUGACUUGAAAAAUAAUAAAAAAGUUACAUCUAAACCAGCCUGAACACCUGAUGUGUGUGCUGCUUUUGAGGGUCAAAAUGUGUGUAAUGCUUAGAUGGGAAGGUGAAUAAAAGAACUGCAAUGGAGGGGACACAUUCCUAAUACUGGUGCUCUGUAACCCUUGCCGUGCCGGUCUAGGCCACACAGUGUCUAGUUUGUGUGUAUGUGUGUGGGUGUGUAUUAGGUGAGGAGGGUGGGUUUAACAGCGAAAAACACCAUGACAGAGCUAACCAUAUACCAGUGUGUGUGCAUGUGUUUGUGCAUCAGGAGACCUACUGUCACAAAGUAACGUGUGGCUUCUGGCACAUUGACACACAAUUCAACAGAUGAGAAUGCACAUGCACAACUGGUGUUUUCUGGCACUGUGAAUCUUCUAUUACUUCUGAACUCCCACAGUGCAGUCUCUCUGGUGCUCGCAAAGACGCCUUCAGCUCACAUAGUACAGUGGUGGUUACCACAAAAAUAGCGAUUGAGAGUCCAUGAACAUGCAGAGCCUCCAUCAAAUGGAUACAUUUUGCCACAAUCAUAUUCAUGGUCUUGCUAUCAUUGUUUACAUUGGUUUUUUGUUUUGUUUUUUAUGACUGAUUUUAAAGGGAAAUCUUUGUGUCCAAUUUUCAUUUUGUACAUUCAACAAAUGUAUAAAUGCCUUAAAACUGUUGUAUAUAACAAUCACAAUGGACAAAUUAGACUGAUAAUCCUGUCUUGUCUUUCGCAUGUCAAUUGUGCAUGUUUUUUUUUCCACAAUCAAAAAAAUACAAAUGUUAUAAAAUAUUACAUUAGCGUACCACAUUUUGUCUAUAUUUUUCACCACCUUUUUAUACAUAAAUGUUCUGUCCUCCAUUGUUUAGGUAUAUCUUCUAGUUUAAUAAUUUUUUUUUUUUUUUUUUUUUUUUUUUGACACUGUGUUGACUAUCUAACCUGCUCUAGCUGUCUCCCUCCAUGUUUGAGAGAAUUUUUGGGGGGACUAUUUUGACAAUGACUAUCUAGUGUGCUCAAGGAUCCAGAUAUCUAAUGGAGAUUUUCAUAACUCAAAGUGUAGCGGCUCGAUAUCUUUCCUCACCUGUUGCAGCACAAUACCUGCCUAGAUCCCAGAGCUUGGGCAAGUGCGAGUUUGUGCCUGCAGGGGGGUGAAUGGGGUAUACUGCGAUGGGCAUUUCCUUAAUUAGGGUGAGUAUUGAGUGUUGUGUAGCUGGCAUAUGUGAACACUCCAGCCCCCAAAGAAAGAACAGAUCAUGGAUAAGAUCCCGGUCCAUCAGUGAAAAUAUGGCUUUAAUUGUUUAGAGUCAAACUUUUUACUGCGCUUACCUCAUUGCGACUGCCUUCAGCGCCUGGUGCUGAAUAAUUAAGGCCAAAACAUAUGGAAAUUACCAUAGCUAUGGUUAAAUAAGGUGAAUGAUUAUCCCACCCUAAGGAAAGAAAGCACAUUAUGCUGUUUUCAAAGCCAUUUAGUAACUCUGAUUAAAAAAACAAAAACAGCGAGAGUCAUGAUCCAGUGUGAUUAGCCCAGUUCACAUUCCCCUCCUCUUUGCCAUGACUGCACUUAGCUUCAGCUCUGCCUAGGCAAAAGUGUGAGAUCGCUGACCUGACUAAACACAGAUAAAAGAUAGAGAUGACCACAAAACUCUACCACCACUUAAAGGCUUUCAUCUAUUCAAACUCUGAGUGAAGCAGGCUUUGACCUUCCCGCACUCUGAUGCCAACCUGAGACAGAUACUCUGAAUUGCAGGUUUUGCCUUCUCUGAAUUCAUCUUGAAUUUGUGAGUCUGGCUCUUUUAUUCAUUGUAAUUCUAAGGCUAUAGACUGAAUUCAUCUUGAAUUUGUGAGUCUGGCUCUUUUAUUCAUUGUAAUUCUAAGGCUAUAGACUCUGAGUCAUUUGCCCGGAUAACUGGUUUUGUUUCCUGGGCCCCUCAGAGGACAGACUGAGUAAUGUCCACUUCUUGUGGUUGUUUUUUAAAACUGGUGUUUAGAUGUGUGCUCUUUCGCUGUUAGAUGUCUCUAUAGCUGAGGACUUAUGGAUGUGAAAAGACCAUAAUGAAUGAAUAAGUCUUUUCUUUGUCCCUAGAAUGAGACUUUUCUUCAUACAAUAACAAAAACUGGUGUUUGUGGUAAACAUCUCUCAAAAAAAGUGUUUUGUACAUAGCUCUCCACAUCCCCCUGUGCGUGGUGUCAAGCAGGCGACAAGUUGAGCAUGAAUUCCAAAGAUAAUUGGUAGAAACCGUUUACUGUUCCUGCUGAGAUGUUAGUGCCAGUUCAGAAACCUUUCCUUGAGAACAAAAUAGAUGUUCACUGCACAAACUCAUCCUCACCGUUCACCCCAAACUAAAGACAGCUGCCUUGAAAGUAUGUCUUUUGCAGGAGAGUUCAAAACUUGUUAUCCUUAAUUGUUGGUUAUAUUUAUAUAGGACUAAAAUGCUUGUGAUGAUCUGUUUUUGUACAGUUUUAUGUACAUGCAAGUGAAGCUUUUUAAAUCUUACAACAAAAGUCGAUGGCAUAAAAAAAUCGUAAAGUGUUUAUUGAGAUGUGCACAUCUUGCCUUGGAUGGAUUGAUCUUUUGCUGAGUCAGUGUGAAAGUGGCCGUUGUACGCCUGCACCGUAGUCAUUCACUGGCUCCUGUCACCGAGGGCUUUAUCAGUUUUUAUGUUUAUAGUGAACAGUGGAUUGUCCGAUCCGACUUGUUUGUUUAAUUUCCAUGUGUUUUGUUUCGUUCUGUUCCGCAUGUUGAAAACAAAUUCCUUGUAAUAAGUCCUUGCAAAGUUUGUAAUAAAAUGAGUGAAGAAAAAAAAAAGAAAUACAUUUGCUUGGUGAGUCAUUGUUUAAGAAUGAAUCUAGGACUGUGAUCUCUUCAUAAAGCUUUUUCAUUAAUAAAGCAAA